Molecule: messenger RNA, 2541 nt
Organism: Pelobates cultripes (western spadefoot toad)
Lineage: Eukaryota; Metazoa; Chordata; Amphibia; Anura; Pelobatidae
Source: the annotation of a GenBank genome assembly
AUGGGCAUUCUCAGGGGCAUCAAAGCCAAUACAGGUAAGGCCACUCAGAAUGGCAUUUAUAUUCACACACACACAAAAAAUAUACACAUUAAAAGAAAGUAUUGUAACGAAAAUAUUGCAGCUCACGGUAUUUGGUAUUUAAAUUAUACUUAUGGUAUAUCAAGUUCUAAAAUUCUAAGAUUAUAGAGCAUAAUAGGUCAACUAUUUACUAGCAAAUUGUAUAGAUUUUAAAAAAAAAAUUCUAAAUAAAGAAAAAAUGUUGCUUUGGAAAAAUUCUCCAACGUUGCAAUAGUCACAACAAUUUUUUGUAAAGUUUGCAUUUCAGUUUUACAUUUUCUACAAAUUUGGCUAUGUGAAUACACUCCACUUAGCACAAGAUGUGUUUUUUUUUGUUUUUUUUGAGAGUUUGAAUAUUUGUGGCUGAGAAGUUAAAUGUUCCAGUUGGUACUAUGAAGAUUAGCAGAAAAUGUAUAUUUUUUGUUAUUUCAUUAUAUUGUAUUAUUAUUUGCAUUAUUCAUUGAAUUUAUUUAUUAAAUGUAAACUAAUCUUACGUUGCAGCCAUUUCUGGUGAGGUGCUGUACUCUGGACCCAUAAAGCAGACUCUGGUGUUUGAUAUAGCAGCUAGGAUCCCCAAUAACAGUGCGGUGACCAUGGCAGAGCUGAAACUCUUCAAAUUGUCCCCCAACCUCAAGAAUCUUCCUGAGAGAAGACACCAUCGACCCGUCAACAACGCCAGAGUCAGUAUCUGCUACGUGGAGAUUCUAAAGGAUGGGACCAACAGGACUCACCUAGUAGACUCCAGGUAGGUGGCCUGGCUGCAUUGUAUGUUUGUCUAAAUGAUACAUAUGAGUAAGAGAGUUUGGAGAGGCAUUAAAAAUAUUUAAGGUUAUUUAGUAAAGUGAGAAUUGCCAGGAAUUCAGAAUUAAUUCGAAAUCUAUUUCAAAUUUAAGGUCAAAAUAGUAGAAUUGGAAGCAUAGCAGUAUUGGAGAACCUUUUGGCUAUUUUCCACUUAAAUUUGAAAUUUACUUUGAAUUCCUGACAAUUGUUUCUUUAGUGAAUAGCCCAGAUUGUAUCGUGCUCGGAUAUAUUAAUAAGUCAUUGUCGCCCCCUAGGCUGGUGCCAAUCAUGGAGUCGGGUUGGAGAAGCUUUGAUGUGACCUCGGCGGUGCAUUACUGGAUGGAAAGUGAGAACAAGGCCACCAUGUACCUGGAGGUCCAGGUGGAUGGCGAGAGACCUGGCAGCUAUGCUUCUCAAAUGGCCCAGCUGGUACAUUUCACUUCCCAGAAUCCUCACGGAGAUGCCAAGGAAAUACCUGAACUGGCUGUAUACACGCUCGAUCAGGCUGAAAAUGGGUAAGAAAUCUAACGUUUAAUGUUUAUGCUUCCCCCUGUACUGUCUUAGAUAAAGUUAUUCAAGAUGGCUGUAAACAUAGGUGACUCUGAUCUGUUAGACCUGCGUGAAUCAGUGCUUCAAUCUUUCUCUGUAUAUAUUGGUUUCAGUCAAAGCUUCAAUACCCACAUUUUAGCAGUUGAGGCCAGGCAGCCCCAAAUACUGGCUGUCCCGGUAAAAUACCGGCCAGGUGCCAUCCCUAUUAAAUAGAAGAUAUAUUUUUCUUCCUAUUCAGCCAUCCAUGUACCAUCCAUUUGUUGUCUACAUGUCUGAGUACAUAAUCUGUAACCACUAGCUAUAAAAGCAAUCUAGGUAAAUGUGGUUAUAGAUUUGUAAUCCCUAACCGGGAAAAUCUUGAUAUUAAAUGAUUUCCAGGCGGUUUAUUUACGAACAGAGUAUACAAAUAUAGAGAACUGAAAACCAAAUGUCCAUGUCAGCCAUUUUCAAUCCAGUCAUUUUUUACUUAAAAUUUGAACCAAUUAAAAUUAGUUUUAAAUUCCUGAAAAUUCACACAUUACUGAAUAACCCUGCCACCAUGUUUUUCAUUUGGGGGUGCUACUUUUUGAAUAUUGUGAGGCCUCUAAAAGCAAGCACAUAAUCUCCACUUCUAAUGACACUCUUAUGAAGUAUUGUCCAAAACUAGACUUCAAGGGCGAGACCUGUGUUGCUUAUUUCCACCAAAAAAAGUGCUAAAUCUUGACCACAAACUCUAGCAUGUUGCAAUCAGACAUCUGUAGUGAGCCAAAUUAUGUAUCAUUUGAUCUGCCAUGUUUUAAUAGUGCUCUAAACAAAUCUUCCAUUUCGUUUCCUAGAGUCCAUGGAGACUGCUCAAAACUAGGUGAAAACAAGGACAAUCGAUGCUGUAGAGAAGAAUACUUCAUCAAUUUUCGCCAAAUGACGUGGACACAGUACUGGAUCAUUGAACCUGCGGGAUACAAUGCUUAUCGCUGUACCGGAGGCUGCCGCCAACCAAAACUUCCCUUCUUUCAACAUCCCUAUGGGGAGAGGACUUGUUCGGUUGUGGAAAGUGCUCCUUUGCCGGUCAUGUACUUGGUCAAGAAGGGCGAUUACACAGAAAUUGAAGUGGCAGAAUUUCCUCAUAUGAUAGUUGAGAAAUGUUCUUGCUCCACAGAUGGAUUGCCCAGGUUCUGA